GCCAGCCUCCCUGGUGAGAAGAUCUUCUCUUCAUUGCCGUCGUCCGCCGGAGCGCCGCCGCAAACGACCCGUACGGCCGCACCUCGCAUCCCUCUCCUGCCUCCGGCGACCUCGCUGUCGCGUCUCGCGUGCAGCGGUCGCACUGCGGCUUGCCCAGAGCAAGGGAGCGCCGGAGCGGUUACCCCCGCACGACCUAGGGAAUAUCGCACGUCGCCGGCUGGUUCGUCGGCUGUACUCACGAUGCAGGUGGAGCUCGCUGACCGCGCCGCAGCCCAGCCCAGCGAGGCGGACGAGACCCUGCCGUCAUCCCCAGCCGGCACUGCAUCAGCCGAGGAGGACGCGCCGCUCUUGCCAGGCGGGGGUGUGCGGCGUCGGGCGGUCGUGAGCGAGAGGUUCCGGCAGCGCAGCGGAUCCUUCCGGCGGGAGGUUCGCCGCGCGGCCGAGGAGACCUUUCUCCUCACACGGCUCACGCUCAUCCUCCUCCGAUACCUUGGGAUAGGCUACAGAUGGAUUAGGCAGUUCCUAGCCCUCUGCUGUUACACCUUCUUGCUCAUGCCAGGUUUUAUUCAAGUUGUAUAUUAUUAUUUCUUCUCGAGCCAAGUUUAUAGAAGUGUUGUAUAUGGAGAACAACCAAGAAACAGGCUAGAUUUAUACAUACCUACUGAUAAAACAGGGUUGAAGCCAGUUGUAGCAUUUGUGACUGGUGGAGCAUGGAUCAUAGGGUACAAAGGGUGGGGUGCCCUUUUAGGCAGGCGCUUGGCAGAGAGGGGCAUCUUAGUUGCAUGCAUUGAUUACAGAAACUUUCCUCAAGGGACUAUUGGUGACAUGGUAGAAGAUGCAUCUCAAGGGAUCGCCUUUGUCUGCAAUAAUAUAGCUAGUUAUGGAGGUGAUCCUGAAAGGAUUUAUCUUGUUGGACAAUCUGCCGGUGCUCAUAUCGCUGCAUGUACUCUGUUGCACCAAGCUAUUAAAGAAUCUGGUGAAGGAGAUGCUUCCACUUGGAGCAUUGCACAGCUAAAAGCUUUCUUUGGUAUUUCUGGCGGCUAUAAUCUUCUUAACUUGGUAGAUCAUUUCCAUAAACGUGGCCUAUACCGAUCGAUCUUUCUCAGCAUAAUGGAAGGUGAGGAGUCUUUGAGGAAAUUUUCUCCACUGGUGAUGGUCAAGGACUCAACUGCAAGGUCUGCCGUAUCUCUAUUGCCUCGCAUCUUCCUUUUCCAUGGAACGAGUGACUAUUCAAUACCAUCGGCUGAGAGCGAAGCUUUGUUUGAUGCUUUACAACAGAAUGGCGCUAAAGCAGAUCUGUUCUUGUAUGAUGGAAAGACCCAUACUGACUUGUUCCUUCAGGAUCCUCUCCGCGGUGGUAGGGAUAAACUGCUCGAAGAGAUUGUUACUGUUAUACACAAUGACAAUCCGGAUACAUCCGCCCAGCAUCAGCAUCUUGUUGUACCUGUCGCACGCCGACUUGUUCCUGAAUUCAUGCUUAUGCUUGCUGGAAGAGUUAGUCCUUUCUGAUGAUGUUGGCGAUUAGUGACGGCAGUUAUGUAUAUUCAAUCCAAGGAUGGAGCCCCCAUAAAUUUAUGGAGGUCAAUGAAAUCUGCUGCUCCCGAAUUAGUUAGCAGCUAGCCAACCUUAGUGUACUGACCUAAGACGCAAAAUGUACCCUUCGUUGAGUAGCUCCGCAUCAGUGUACUGAUCACAAUGCGUAUAUUGUUCUCCUGUAUUAAUUAGUAGUGUACAUGUCCUGCCUGGGACGUCUGCCAUUGCUGUAUUGUAUCCAGAUGUGGCUCAUUAUGCUUUAUUGAUAACUUCAUACGAGCAAUAUUAGCACAAUUCAUUGUUGUAUAUUAAUCAAGAAACUUUGCCCCCAUAAAGCCA
Molecule: messenger RNA, 1872 nt
Organism: Oryza brachyantha (malo sina)
Lineage: Eukaryota; Viridiplantae; Streptophyta; Magnoliopsida; Poales; Poaceae
Product: probable isoprenylcysteine alpha-carbonyl methylesterase ICMEL1
Exons: 11
Coding region: 241-1509 (422 amino acids)
Source: RefSeq, a predicted model, not a curated record